Chaetomium fimeti is the source of this 1802-nucleotide messenger RNA. RefSeq lists its product as uncharacterized. The coding region runs from base 294 to 1802 and encodes 502 amino acids. The transcript has a single exon. The record is from RefSeq and is a predicted model, not a curated record. Lineage: Eukaryota; Fungi; Ascomycota; Sordariomycetes; Sordariales; Chaetomiaceae.
UUCGAGUCAUGCUCGUAUUCGAGAGAAUGUCCUUAGCAACACAACCGUAGCUUGAAUGCUCACUGUUCUCAUGAGUUGGGGUUAGGGUUAAACACUUUUAUCCCAGCGCGUCAAGCGCGUCUUCCCUCCAACUCCAACUUAUCAGCAGCAGGUCCCGCCCAGUUGCUCACCAACCAGCACCUCCUUCCAAUUUUAUGCCACCAUGUAAACAUACACCAUCCCCAUAGCCAUUUCCUUUUUAAUAUCCACACACACGGGCGCCAUGCCAACACCCCAAUCCCAUCAAAACUAAAAUGCCCAACCCUAACCCCGCACCACCACCACCACCACGACCCAUCACCAAAAGAAGAACAGAAAAGGAACCCGAACAAAAAGAAGAAGAAAACACAAACCCAAUCAUCUCCCUCGACCCAACAAACCCCCUCGACCCGAAACCGCUCAUCUCCGACAUCCUCCGCACCCGCUACUGCGUCCCGGGCUCCGUCUUCCUCGUCGAGUCCGUCGAGGCUAGCAUCCCGGUUUCCGUGCCUGAUUCUACUUCCGGCUCUGGUCCUGGUUUGCGGAGUGGGCGUCGGUCGCGGCGGGGGAAAGGGGAGCGUGCGGUGAGGUUGCUGCUGGGGGACGGGGAGCUGUGUGUGCAGGCUUUUGUGCGGGGGGAAAUUCAUUGUUUUGUGGAUGGGGGUGGGGUGUAUGAGGGAUGUUAUGUGAGGUUGGAUCGGUUUUGGUUGGGGGAGGUGGAGGGAGGGGUCGUGUAUUUGGUUGUGGGGGACAUGGUUACGGUUGGGUGGAAUGAGGAGUAUCUUGGGGUUUUGAGGAGGGAGAGGGAGGAGGUGGAGAGGGAGAGGCGGUUGGAGCUUGGGGACAGGGAGGGUGAUGCUGGACAGGCAGAAGGGGGGGUGGUUGCGGGAGAUGAUGUUCGAGAGGAUGUGGCGGGAGAGGCGGAGGAGUACGAGGAUGACGAGCUCAUAGAUCAACUGAUGGCAGUUGAAGAAGUGGGGGGAACUACAGGCGCCGCAACGGAAGAGACAGCCAUCACAAAUCCGGACGGAGCCCCGGGAGUCGACCCUACAAAACCCACAUCAGAGGAUCCUAACGAGCUAGACUACAUCUCCGACUCGGACUCGGCCUUUGAAACCCUCACCGUAUCCGCCGAACGUGCGUCACAACGCCGCAUUGUCACCACCACUUCCGACCCUCGACAGGAACUCCAAGCAUCCAUCAUCAAGCAGAACCAAGAAGACCACCUCCGCCCUCAAAGCCACCAGCAUACCCAAGCACAACCACACUUACAACCACAACCACCACAACCCCCACAACAACAACUCCAACUCCAACCCCAACCCAUCACCAAACAACGCCCCUGGCUCCCCACCUCGGCCACGCAAUUCGUCAAACUCACGCCCCUCUCCCAAAUCCCACACCUCCCCUACCGCCAAAACUGGAUGGUCAACGUGCUCGCCGUCACCACCUCCCUGUCAGCCGUCGAGCCCUCCCACAUCGGGCCCUCCUUCGUGCAGCGCACGGCGCGGCUCGCCGACAUGAGCACGCCCAAGCGGGUGCUGCUGACCGUGUACCUGGACCCGGAGGGGUUCACGCCGCGCGAGGGGGCGGUGGUGUUGCUGUUGGGCGUCAAGAACCACCUGUUUGAGGGGGGUGCGCUGCGGAAGUACGUUAGUGAUGGGCUGGCGGGCGGGGAGAGUUGGUGGGUUGGCGAGCCGGGUGGGUUGGGGUGGUGCAGGGCGGGCGUGGAGAGGUUGCGGAGUUGGUGGGCGGAGAAGGUUAGGGAGGAGGGGGGUGGAUAG